Gymnodraco acuticeps is the source of this 2102-nucleotide messenger RNA. Its product is annotated as granulocyte-macrophage colony-stimulating factor receptor subunit alpha-like. The transcript is spliced from 10 exons. Lineage: Eukaryota; Metazoa; Chordata; Actinopteri; Perciformes; Bathydraconidae. The record is from RefSeq and is a predicted model, not a curated record. The coding region runs from base 172 to 1248 and encodes 358 amino acids. Gene Ontology annotation, molecular function: cytokine receptor activity; protein binding. Gene Ontology annotation, biological process: cytokine-mediated signaling pathway. Gene Ontology annotation, cellular component: external side of plasma membrane.
UGAAUUGUCCAUUGUCUUAGUUUUACUCUAUAGUCUUUACUGUAUUUACUACCAACACAUUGCUUUUGAAAAGACAUAUUUGGAUUUUGCAGUGUAUUAAUCCAAAAAACAGAAAUGAAGUGACAGGAAGAAGCCUCGUGUUUCCUGAAGCCUUGUACAGUGUGUGACGUCAUGCUUCUUCUUUCCCCAGAAAUGUUUCACUGUCUUCAGUCGUCGAGAGCACUGUCAGAGUGGAGGGUCAGCGGGAGGUAUGCUAUGAAGAUGUUUCCUGCACAUCCAAUACUUUGGUCCAGUUUGCUGGUUUUGUUUGCCUUACAAAUUGAGGCGGACAUUUCAGAUGUCUGUGAGGAUACAAUGUCUUCUGAUAAAAUUGAUGUACAGAGUACUUCAGUGCAGGGGCAUGAGGUAGAGCUGGAAAAUAUAGACCUUACCUGCGUCCUUUACCCAACAAAUAUACUCAACUGCUCCUGGUCAUUCAACACCGUGCAGCAGGAUACUCAGCUCUUUGUCAACAUCAGCAUCUGUGCUGGUAACAAAUCAGUUCAGUCUCCUGACCUGUCGUCUGAGGAGAAAGUCGGAUCAAGGUCUUUAGCUCUGCAUGAUCACAAGAUGUCAUAUUUAAUCCUACACUUCAACGUCACCCUGCGCGACAACUGGACAGUCUACAACUCCAAAUACGACCUCGGCAUGCUAGAGGUCCUGUCUCCACCCCAAAACAUCUCUGCAUCAAUCAAAGAUGGAGGUCUAUUGGUGACAUGGGGUUUGCCCCACAGUCGAGCCGACCCCAACCUCAACCCCGACUGCUUUGAAUACCAGCUGGACAUGGGUGACCAGGAAACACCCAAAAAGUUCAGUGACCAGCUGUCCUAUCGAGAGCCCAAUGUAGAUCCCUCCUCCACCUACAGAGUGACGAUGAGGACAAGGAAGGGCGAAUAUUGUGCGGUCUUUUCUCAAUGGAGUGAAUGGAGCCAUGCUGUCACUGUGGAACAGUCCAAACUCAACAAUCUAGUGAUCGUCUCAAUUUCACUUGGAAUACCCAUGAUCCUCCUGGCUGUGCUGCUGCUGCUGCGCCAUCAGAGGCUGUCUAAGGUUCUGUUUCCUCCGAUUCCUCGCCCCCCACAAAAGUACAAACAUUUCCUGCAAAAAAAUGACUCAUUCAAUUUCUUCCACCCUACCCAGUCAGCUGAGCCUGCGGAGGAGGUCACAGAGGUGGAGGACAUGGAGCAAACGCCUGGCAAGACAUUGUGAAAGCUGAAAGACACAUUUAAAAAAAACGCCUCAGGUAUACGCUUGGCAUUGUGCAUUUUUAUGUUAUAAUACUUAUAAUAAUAAUUUUACCUUGCUUGGUCAUUGACCUGUUUACUGUUUUGUUCUUUAAUUUAAACAAAAGGGAAAUGUCAGUUAAAGAGCUUGGUUGAAAAACACUCUGCCUAAACGUACUAUAAAUCAGGGUGUGUUGAGGUCUCCAUAUUAGGUAGAGUAAUUCAAACGAAAGUUAAUUAUAAUCAAAUAUAUUCUUGUAUAACCCACAAUGAAAAUGCAUUAUAUUUCAUGUUUUUCUAUAAUCACAGUAUAUUCAAAACACAAGGGGUUUGUUAAGUUGAGUUUAAGGCCUAUUUUAGUUACUGGGUGUCACUGAUAAGAGAGGGUUUUUUCCUCGGUAAGGUUCUCUCAACCUUUGUAAAUAUCUCUCUAAUUGAUUUGUUGAAUGCUGAGUGAAUUGAUUUGUUGAAUGUUUAGCACCCAGCCACCUGUGAGGAAAUCCCUCAGAAUUCAUGCUGGACAUAGGUGUGUAUGUGAAUUGAUUUGUUGAAUGAAAGUUUGAAUGUGGUUUUUAUCACCGGUCUUUUACGAGGAGAUGCCUCUAAAUUCUGUUCGGAGAUUUUAACAUCACAACUGAAUUGGGCAGUUGAAGUCACAAUUUAGUGUAAUAAAUGUCAGACUGUGAAUUGAGGUUUCAUAUUAGUAAUUGACCACAGCAUGAAAUAUUCUGUAUGAUUGUCAUGUUGUAAAGAGAGAAGGUAAAACCCUGUAUAAGUGUGGACCCAUUUUUCUUCAAAUAAACUGAUCCCACCUUUUGGAUUGGGAAAACUUAAAAGACA